CUCUUUGCUCUCCGUCCGCGCUCCGCGGGCAGCGCUGGCUCGCUCCACGCUGUGGAUUGUGGGAGUCGGGGACACUGCCCAGGCUCGUUACCGAAGGACGGCUGCAGUUUGGGGGCUUUUCCAGCUCUGACGCCUAUUUUAUCCUGACACCGCUUAGAGCAGUCGCAGCAUCAUGUCCAGCCGAGGGGGAAAGAAGAAGUCGACCAAGACGUCACGGUCCGUCAAGGCCGGGGUCAUUUUCCCGGUGGGGCGCAUGUUGCGCUACAUCAAGAGGGGACUUCCUAAAUAUCGCAUUGGAGUCGGAGCGCCGGUUUACCUGGCAGCUGUCCUGGAAUACCUCACAGCUGAGAUCCUGGAGCUGGCUGGGAACGCAGCGAGAGACAACAAAAAGGGUCGCGUCACUCCUCGACACAUCCUGCUGGCCAUUGCCAACGACGAGGAGCUCAACCAGUUGCUCAAAGGUGUUACCAUUGCAGCAGGUGGAGUCCUGCCUAACAUCCACCCGGAGCUGCUGGCUAAGAAGAGAGGAGCAAAGGGCAAACUGGAGAGUCCGGUCUCACCUGCGCCUGAGAAGAAACUCAAGACCGCCAAGAAACCGGCAGCUAAGAAAAUGAGCAGGAAAAAAGCUGGAGGCAAGGCUAAGAGACAGGCUGAGGUGAGCAAAGCAGCGUCAGCAGACAGCACCACAGAGGGAUCUCCAGCUGACAACUUCACUGUGCUUUCAACCAAGAGCCUUUUUCUGGGCCAGAAGCUCAACCUCAUCCACAGCGAGGUCAGUAACUUAGCUGGCUUUGACGUGGAGGGGGUCAUCAACCCCACCAACGCUGAACUUGAGCUUAAAGACGACCUAGGCUCUGCUCUGGAGAAGAAGGGAGGCAAGGAGUUCACAGAGGCUGUGCAAGAGCUGAAGAAGAAAAACGGCCCUCUGGAGGUGGCUGGUGCUACUUUAACUGCUGGCUUCGGACUUCCUGCUAAAUACGUCAUCCACUGCAACAGUCCGGGCUGGGGCUCCGACAAGUGUGAGGAGAUGCUGGAGAAGACGGUGAAGAACUGCCUGGCUCUGGCGGAUGAGAAGAAGCUGAAGUCUGUGGCCUUUCCCUCUAUCGGCAGUGGAAGGAAUGGGUUCCCGAAGCAGACGGCGGCCCAGCUGAUCCUGAAGGCCAUCUCCAGCUACUUUGUGGCCACCAUGUCUUCCUCCAUCAAGACCGUCUACUUUGUGUUGUUCGACAGCGAGAGCAUCGGCAUCUACGUGCAGGAAAUGGCCAAGCUGGAGACCAGCUAAAGCACGGAGUAUUCUCUUCUCCCCCUUUAUCCUCAGCCUUUUUAAUUUCUAUUUUUUACCCCUGUAAGGAGAGAUGACGGUGUUUACUGGUGAAUUGUUUCAUAUGAAGAAAAGAGAAGAGUUUUAAAGGCCGGGAACUUGUUUUUUGCAUUAUAUUUGUCUUCUUCCUUUAUGUCACAAAUCUAGUGUUUCAAUGUAGACGUGUGUUCAUCAUGGGAUUACACACAACAGUUCAUCAGGCAUGUUUUCAUUUACAGCAACACCUCAGUUACAAGACUUUCAGAAAAGUCUGAUAAAUACGGGUUAAAACAUUUAAAGGUAGAAUUAAAAAAAAAAGUCUGGUCUAUUUCUUUUAAAUUCAACACAUUGGAUUAAUCAUCCAAUUUUCUGUUGGUAUCAGUUCUAUAACACCUGUUGUUGUAAUGUAUUAUGAAACGGUAAAGCAGGAAGAAAAGUUUGAACUCGUGUAGGUGACUUGAAAACAGAACAGUAGAAUGAAUAUUUGUGUUGUGUGUUUUGCCUUUGUUCUUAGGGGCACAACAUUAUAUGGGUGCACUGCAAAGACUUCAGAUUCCCACAAAUAAUAUUUAAAAAAAAGUAAUUUUUUGGGUGUUUGCAGCACAAAUAAAUCUAUUUAUGGGCUGGAGGUUUUUGCAGAGCAUCAGUGGUUCCUGUUGUGUGUUCUAAUUGGUGUUUAUAUAAAUGGAGUAUUUGUGAAAUGGUACUGGUAAAAUAUUGGACCGUAACUCGGAGUUUGUACUUUUCUGUUUUAAUUUUCACAGUGAUUCUAAAUGGUAAAGGAUUUGGAAGAAGAAGAAAAAAAGAAAGUGUUUUGUGUUUUAGUCUUUUUUUUUUAUUAUUAUUAUUAUUUUUAGCCAUGCAUGUAACGUACUCAUUGUUGCUGGAAAUGGAGGCUCUCUGCUGCCUCUUUUGGUUUGCUCCUGCAGUCAUCCACCAGCAGGGGGCGCCCUGAGACCACACCUUGGAUUGGCAGCCAUCUUUUCUGCACAGAAUCAGACCUCCUCAUUGGCCGAUUUGGGUUGGAUUUGAAUUGGAAAUGAAGGACAUGUGUAUUGAGGAAUCUGACUGCUCUUCUUCAUUUGGACUUUUAAAAAGAUUGACUUUCUUAUAACAAAAGAAAAUAUAUAAAUAUAUAUAUAAAAAUGCUUUCUAAAGAUCUAGUACAAUUGAUUCUAAAGAAGAAAAGCUCUGUACACACUCCGGUAAUAAAAUACCUUUAAAAAUCUA
Messenger RNA from Oryzias melastigma (Indian medaka), 2530 nucleotides. RefSeq names its product core histone macro-H2A.1. Gene Ontology annotation, molecular function: protein heterodimerization activity; DNA binding; structural constituent of chromatin. The record is from RefSeq and is a predicted model, not a curated record. Gene Ontology annotation, cellular component: nucleosome. The transcript has 9 exons. Gene Ontology annotation, biological process: nucleosome assembly. Bases 173 to 1282 code for a protein of 369 amino acids. Lineage: Eukaryota; Metazoa; Chordata; Actinopteri; Beloniformes; Adrianichthyidae.